GGGUCAAGGGAGGGGGAGGGAGCCACAGGCUGAGCUGAUUCCACGUGUGACGCUUGAGUUCCCAGCUCAGUGAUAUUUUCUUUAGCGGGCUUCGGCGUAGCCUUGUGAGUCUUCGUUAGUUACUGGCUAUAGUUGGGUUAGCUAUGGAGGGAGACGGGAGCCAAGCCGCAUCUGGAGGAACCCCUAAUGAUUCGCAACACGACCCGGGUAAAAUGUUUAUCGGUGGCCUCAGCUGGCAAACUUCGCCAGACAGCCUUAGAGACUAUUUUACUAAAUUCGGGGAAAUCAGAGAAUGUAUGGUGAUGAGAGAUCCAACGACAAAACGCUCCAGGGGCUUCGGAUUCGUUACUUACGUAGAUGCUGCCAGUGUAGAUAACGUCUUAGCUCAGCAACACCACGAAUUAGACUCAAAAACGAUCGAUCCUAAAGUUGCCUUCCCUAGACGUGCUCAGCCCAAGAUGGUCACAAGAACAAAGAAAAUAUUCGUAGGAGGAUUAUCAGCGAACACAGUAGUUGAAGAUGUGAAGCAGUAUUUUGAACAGUUUGGCAAGGUGGAGGACGCCAUGCUUAUGUUUGACAAAACGACUAACAGACACAGAGGUUUCGGCUUUGUAACUUUUGAGGUUGAGGACAUUGUGGAGAAAGUAUGCGAGAUCCACUUUCAUGAAAUCAAUAAUAAAAUGGUAGAAUGCAAGAAGGCUCAGCCCAAGGAGGUGAUGUUCCCACCGGGUACGCGAGGCAGGGCCAGGGGCCUGCCCUACACCAUGGACGCCUUCAUGCUGGGGAUGGGCAUGCUGAGUUACCCAAACAUUGUAGCAACGUAUGGCCGUGGAUACACUGGUUUUGCCCCAAGCUACAGCUACCAAUUCCCUGGCUUCCCAGCGACGGCGUAUGGACCGGUGGCAGCAGCGGCAGUGGCGGCAGUGCGUGGCUCAGGUAGGGGGGCCCGUGGAAGAGGUGGCUACAUGGCAUACCAGCAGAACGCAGGGGCAGGGUUCCCAGAUUAUGGGUUCUAUUCCGGGGCCGGGCCCAGUGACCUGCGGGGGCCGCCCUGCUCCUUUGCCGACUUUGGCUCCCUGGGGCCCCAUGCUGCUCAGAUGCUGCAGCACAGUGAGCAUCAUGCCACCUCCGCCUGCAACUCCCCCCUCCAGCACCACCUGCAGCACAGCCCGGACCCCUUUAAGAGCCCAGCAGAGUAUUUCAGGAGGCCCGGGGAAGACCGGGCGGAGUUUUUAACUGGCUAUGUGAACAGGUGAUGCCAUCCAACGCCAAGCACUACAGCAUCAACCCACAGGAGGAGAGUGGAGGUGGCACCACGUGAAGAAGAACUGAAGAAAAUGUCAAAAUCAUCUCAGAAAAAUAAACUACAAUCUGCUGUACUAUAAUCCAAACCUGGCGUUCACAUCCUUAAUAUCCAACUGUAACCUAGUACCUUUGUGUAGGAUUUAGGUGUUUUUUUGUCCUUUAAAUGUUCCUUAUUUUAAAUCUGUUUAGUUUAUGUUCAUUAUUUUCUUUGUAGUCUUCAAAUUAAUAAGGGAAGAUUAAUUCUAAUUUUAAUUUACUCCAAUAUUUUUGAUCCUCUCUGAAAUUAGUAACUAUUUAUGUAAACUGGCUUAUUUAAUUUUUUUGUUUUUGAUUGCUAUGUUUGUUUGCUUUUAUGAAAAAAUGCAGGUGUCAGUUUGCACAUACAAGAAAACUGACAUGAACUGAUGAGGCCUGAAGAAAGGCGGUGUUAAUUCAAUUUAAAAAGAGUAACUAAUAAAUCUUAGUAGCUUUUUUUUGUUUAUUUUAAUGUUGUUAAUUACCUAUUUUGGGCAAUAAGAGGACUACAAUAUUUUCACAGUCCUUUUUUACAAAUGUUUUUGUUGUCAGGAAAAAAUAACCUUUCCUUUUAAUACUUUGUGAAUUCAGAUUUUAAGAAAAAUAUAACUGUAAAUAUUAUUCAAGUCACUGCAUAUAAUCGUUUCAGAGAGAACCAUAUUUUUGUGAUGGUUCAUCAUAAAAGGCUGUAAUGUGCAAGAGCGCAACUGUCAAAGACGAGGACAUUUAAUGCUCUUAAAUCGUAUUAUUAUCCAUUUGUAGCACAAAAUGCCAUUAUAACCCCACUCGAUCCUACAAGAACACUGUUGGCUUGCUCUGUAAAUACUGUUGUCUUUCUGACUGUGCUAAUGUCAUACCAGCAUACUGUUGUGUCUUCUACCUAGUGAGCUCAAAAGUGCACAGCUUCUAAAAGAUGACAGAAGGUUAACACUGGACAUUGCUACACAAUGUCUCUCAAAGAGGACACCGGCCCAACUUCUUCUAGACUCUCGCAAGUGAAAGGCUACUGUAUCUGUGACUGAAGUCAAUACUAUAUAAAAAAAAGAACAUGAUACAAAUCCAAAGCACACUUUUACUUUGUAUUAGUUUGAAAAUACCAGAUGUUGAAUACUAGUGUCCAGAUACAUUUCAUACCAAUCUGCAAGUGUUGUUUCAUUUUGUUAUGAUUAUCUUCAGUUUUUGUUUUUCUUAUUAAUGCUGUUUAUUCAUUUUGAACAGAGCGCCUGCUUUCAAUGUGACAGGCAAUAUUUCAAGUCAGAUAUAUUUUACAUACAUUUAUUGGGAUGUUUUCUUGAACUGAUUAGGAAGGCAAAACAUCGAUCAUUACCUCAGUCCUGUGAGUUUUAUCUUAGACGAGAUGACAAAUUCAUUUAUUUUAAAUUUAAACCGAUUGAAAUUAUGAAUGGGUUAUGAGAAAAGUUGUUGCACUGUGACAAAGAAGGAAAGUGACCAUAUUCUAUUUGCACAUUUUAAGUGUUGGAUAUUUAAAAUGGUCUUGAUCAGAUGAUAUACGAAGGAAUGUUUUUUAAGAAUAACUUUUUAUUCCCAUUAGAGAUUAGGCAUCUUGACUGUUGCAAUUGGAAAAAGUUGUUUUGCCCAAAGGGCAUUUAUUUAACAAAAAAUAAAUAUGUAUAAUCCAUAGAUUGGAGCAUUUCGGCCUAGCCAAGUAACUGUAGUCACCACGUUCAUUUCCUGUAGGGACUGGUUUGUUGAGAUUGAGAAAUGUUCAUUUCCUGUAGGGACUAGUUUGUUGAGAUUGAGAAAUGUUCAUUUCCUGUAGGGACUGGUUUGUUGAGAUUGAGAAAUGUUCAUUUCCUGUAGGGACUGAUUUGUUGAGAUUGAGAAAUGUUCAUUUCCUGUAGGGACUGGUUUGUUGAGAUUGAGAAAUGUUCAUUUCCUGUAGGGACUGGUUGUUGAGAUUGAGAAAUGUUCAUUUCCUGUAGGGACUGGUUUGUUGAGAUUGAGAAAUGGUUCCUCUGAAGCAGAAUGCUGGAUUAUUUUAAAAUAUAAUGGGGACUUGUUUAAGUAAUAAUCAAAUUAAAAUAAACAUGUAUGUUACGAAUUCAAAAAAAGAGAAAAAAGUAUGUUCCCUUGAAUGAUUUAAAUUUUUAAUCAGAAGGAUUUGUAUCAAUAUUUUUGUGGUUGUUAAUGAUUAUAUUAAUAAUAAUUAUUAUACUAACAAUAUUAGAAUGUACUGUACAUCCAUCCGAUUCUUUCUCCAUUCCCUGUCACCUGAUACAGUAAUCUUAUGUUGAUCAUCAAUGUAUUUCAGUAAUGUGUGAAAAAAAGAAAACUGCAAUGACCUUGUAACAGAGUGCCGUCUUUGAUGCCAGUGUAGUGGCUAUACACUUAUUUGUUGAUCUCUCUAUCUUCCUCUUUGUCUCCCACUCCUUCUCUGACUCCCUCUCCCUCUCCUAGUAUUAGUGGUAGUUGUUAUGUAGUUAAGAUGUAGAUGUAGCUAUUAGGAGAUGUAGGACCAGUAAGGAUAGAGCUUUCUCUUCUUAAUUACCAUAGUUAUAUUUUUUAAAAAGCUGACAUUCGUUUCAAUACCAUUUGUCUAUUUUCAGUUGUACAGAUCUCACAUGGUUUCAACUAACCAAAGCAAUCAUUGAGGACAUUUAAAUCAGACAUUUCUGUAAGACUGAAUCGUUAACAAGGCAUUGAUCCCCACACUUGAAUGUUUAAAAAGGGGUGUGCCAUACUACCUUAAAAGCUAAUGCUAGAUAUACAAACCAGUGUUGUUAUUAUUUCACAAGAGGGACACAUGCUAUGAUUAUGAAUAUAAUGGAUUUUAUUACAUUAAUGGAGAAAUCAUAUAUUUUUUAGAAAGUUCUAACGGACUAAUGAUAAUAAUGGUAACAAUAGCGGCUAUUAUAGAUAUAAUUAUUUUAAACUCGUUUUGAUGUUUGUACUAUUUAACAAUAUCCCAGUGGCCUCUGGCACUACGAUUUUUGGAUACAGUUGUAUUUUAUUUUAGGUGUCUACCUAAUUAAUUAUUAAUAUUUAUUAAUUCAUAUUAUAUUUUGAGUUCAUUAUCAACAUUUGAGAAUUUAGUGAAUUAUUUUUGUACUCUUGAACCAUUGGAACCAGCUUUUUACUUUAAUCAAAGCCAGGGUAUCAUGAAACAUUUACUUUGUAGAUUUAUUCAAGUGCUUAGUCUUUAUUUAAAGUCUUCACAUUCAAAGAUGGUAGCCUGCUUGUUAGUAUAGACAUUUGCACUGUGCAAUAACUUAAUCUUUAAGACCCUCCUGCUAAAGGAAAACAAGACAGUGCAAAGCUAUUGAUGAGUUGUUAUAUGAAGGGCUUAUUGAAAUGAUACCUAUAGGACAUGUUUCAUUUUAAGCAAAUCAUAGAACCACAGAGUUGAGGUAGGAUAGGAUGUAUGCAUCAUUCUCAUGAAGACUGAGCCAAAAUGUGGCACAUGUCGGAACCUGUUGGUAAAGGGGACAUUAUGGCAGCAGUAUGUACCCACUGAGAGCAAGUGAUGUUUGUACUAUGUAAGGCUCUGUUAUACAUUGAAAGAUGCCAUUUCUGUUUUAAAUGUCCCUCUACCAAUAUCACUAUACCUGAUUUACUAUUUGAUUAGAGUAAAAGUUGGCUGGCUAUCCAUUCAAAAUAUUUCAUAGCAUCUCUAUUAGUUGAUUUAAAAAAUAUAUAUAUAUUUAAAAAAAAGUGAUUUCAUAGCUUGGAUUUUAAGGUAGCAUGGCUCUGUAGUUGCUGUACUUUUCUUUCACAUGGACAGCAGUUUACAGCUGAUGAAUGUUACACAUCUUGCUAGACUACUUAAUCAUUGGAUAAUUGUUGGUAAAAAAAAAUUUAAAGAGAAAAAAAUUAAAAAUUAAAGACCUGGAAGGUGUUGGAUGAUACAUUGGGAACGUACUGCCGUAACCAUUUAAACUUGAAUCUUGAGGCAAGUGCUAGGCAAUGGCCAAACAAUUAUCCCAUCACUGAAUUAACAGACACAAUGCACACAUACCUACUGUAAUAACAGGUAUAUAAUGUAUAUACAUGUUAGUUAAAGAUAUAUUAUUGCGCAUGUCUAUUUGUUGAGGCUGAACCCUCAUUUCAGAUGAAAUUAACUCCUUGCUGUUUGAAAUGUUUACGUAGGCAGCACUGUUUGUAUUAUGUUUGUGUCACGCUUAACAUUAUGUUUACCAAUGAUGCAACAUGGCUGGACUGGAAAACAUGAAAUGAAGAAGCUGUAACGAUACUUUAGGGUAAAGCAUACAAUACAAUUAUUUAAAAUGGGAAAUUGUCGGUUAGUGAGUACCAUGGCAUGGGCCACUGCUAGAGCAGAGAGAGAGUGUGUGUAUGUGGGUGGGUGUGUGUGUGUGUGGGUGGGUACAGGGGGUUUAGGGAAGCGGUACAGUCAUUAGAAGUCCUGUGCGUCUUUGGUCUUUGUGAACAUUCGUCCUACAGUACAUUUGACCUUACCUUAGCAGAGUCUUUUCUUCUCUCAUGCUCCCUCUUGGGUUCGACCUCUGAUUGCCUUGCCCAUUCCUAACACUUGCCCAUGUUUUAAUGUUAACAGACUUUUUACCGCGAGAGCUGACUGAUAGGACUGAAUUCUGAAAGCAUCUUUCAGGUCUUCUUGUAUGGCUUGCUCAAGCCCUGUUGUAAAAUAAACUGAAGUGGAUGGGGGUCUCUCACAUCUCAGAUGUGGAAAGUAAUUUUAUAUUUGUAUUUUCAAAUAAUGAUAAUAAUAAAAAUGUUUGUGAAAGGUUUCCAUCCUCUACUGUGGUCCAGAAAUCGAUGUCUUUGUCUGGAAAAAAAUAAAAUAAACUGUUUUGAA
Salvelinus fontinalis (brook trout) is the source of this 6112-nucleotide messenger RNA. RefSeq names its product RNA-binding protein Musashi homolog 2-like. The record is from RefSeq and is a predicted model, not a curated record. Bases 144 to 1256 code for a protein of 370 amino acids. The transcript has 13 exons. Gene Ontology annotation, cellular component: cytoplasm. Gene Ontology annotation, molecular function: RNA binding. Lineage: Eukaryota; Metazoa; Chordata; Actinopteri; Salmoniformes; Salmonidae.